CCCCCAAUUUCCUCGUUGCCGACGGCGGCCUCUUCGCCGCAUCGCCGUCGCCUCUUCUUCUUCUCCAGCCCAGCCCGAAGAGCCAGCGCCGGUCUCUAUCUGCCUCUCCUACUCCUCGCUGGCCGCCGUCUCCUUCACCUGCUCGCUGCCCCCUUCUUCGCCGCCGCAAUCAGACGCCCCGCGGGAGCUCGUCACCGGGCUUAGAGAGGAUGGCCGUCGCUGACUACUUUGUCGCCACGCCGUCAUCGUCUCCGUCGCCGGCGUCAUCUCGGUAUCAAAAGGAGCAAUGGCCAUGGUGUUGGAUGCGUUUGCAUCCUAUGUUGGUGACCUGCUCAAGCAGGUGGUGGAGGACGAGGUGGGGAUGCUGCUCGGUGUCACCGGCGAUAUCGAGAACAUGGGCAUCAAGCUCGGGGAGCUCAAGAAAUUGCUCACAGAUGCUGACAGGAGGAACAUCACUGAUGAGAGCGUGCAAGAAUGGGUGGCAGAGCUCAAGCACGCCAUGUACGAGGCUACUAACAUCCUCGACCUCUGCCACCUAAAGGCCAUGGAGCAUGGGCCAUCCACUGUGAAUGCGGGUUGCUUCAAUCCAUUGCUUUUCUGCCUGCGGAAUCCCCUCCAUGCCCAUAACAUCGGUAGCCGUAUCAAAACGCUUAACCAGAAGCUCGACAAAAUCAAGAAGCAGAGCACUGAGUUCAGCUUCAUCCUCAGUUCAUAUGAGGAUCCUGGCAGCAGGGUGCAAGCUGAGAAGGCCAACCACACCCGGGAGUCCACGGGGCAGCUCGACGUGUCGGGUGUAGUUGGGGAGAAGAUCGAAGAAGACACCAGAGAACUAGUGGUCAGGAUCUUGCAGAAAAGAAAUGAGAUAGGCAACAACAUCAUGGUGAUCGCCAUCGUAGGUGUCGGCGGGAUUGGCAAGACCACCCUCGCCCAGAAGGUAUUCAAUGAUGAUUCCAUCCAAGGUGAGUUUGACAAGAGGAUAUGGUUGAGUGUCAACCAGAACUUUGACAAGACUGAGUUGCUCAAGACGGCCAUCACCCUUGCCGGGGGAGACCACCAUGGUGAAAAAGUAUUGGCCGUGCUCCAACCAAUCCUUACCACGGCACUAACAGGGAAGAAGUUCUUGCUGGUGUUGGAUGAUUUGUGGAGUCAUGGAGCGUGGGAGGGUGUGCUCAAAAUACCCUUAGUCAAUACUGCUGUUUCAGGAAGCCGGGUCCUCAUCACUACUAGACAUGAAGGUGUCGCCCGAGGGAUGACAGCCACGUGGCCCCACCACCACAUCGACACGUUAUCGUCUGAUGACGCUUGGUCAUUGCUCAAGAAGCAGGUACUCUCAAGUGGAACAGAUGAAUACCACGUCAAUACAUUGAAGGAUGUCGGAUUGAAAAUCAUAAAAAUUUGUGGUGGUUUGCCGCUUGCUAUCAAAGUAAUGGGAGGACUCUUGCGUCAAAGGGAGAUGCAUCGUCGUGACUGGGAGCAGGUUUUGGAUAAUUCUGAUUGGUCAACGACUAAAAUGCCCGAAGAUCUCAAUAAUGCAGUAUACUUGAGCUAUCAAGAUAUGCCUCCUUAUCUGAAGCAGUGCUUUCUAUUCUACGCUCUUCUUCCUAAAAGUACAAGAUUUGAUGUGCUCCAUGUCGUUGGCAUGUGGAUUAGCGAAGGAUUUAUUCACGGAAACCAUAGUGAUUUAGAAGAAACAGGAAGAAAUUACUACAAGGAGUUGAUAUCUAGGAACCUUAUAGAGCCAGAUAAUAAGAGUUAUUUUGAACAAUGGUUUUGCAGCAUGCAUGAUGUUGUUCGCUCAUUUGGUCAAUAUAUUGCUAGAAAGGAAGCACUCAUAGCUCACAAUGGAGAAAUUGAUACUCUUACUAAACUUAACUCGCAGAAGUUUCUUCGGUUGUCUAUAGAAACCAGCCAAUUGCAAUCUGGUGAACUUCACUGGAAAUCUUUACAAGAACAGGAAUCAGUGAGAACAUUAAUCUCAACUAUCCCGAUCGAGAUGAAGCCCGGUGAUUCACUGGUUACUUUUUCUAGUCUGAGGACUCUCUAUAUUGAAUCUGCUGAUGUGGCUUUGCUUGAAUCUUUGCAUAAACUCAAGCACAUGAGAUAUCUGACACUAGUAAAUACUAGUAUAUCUGCACUUCCAGAAAACAUUGGCAAGAUGAAAUUAUUGCAAUUCAUUGACCUGAGUGAAUGUAACAAUUUGGUGGAUCUUCCAAAUAGCAUUGUGAAGCUUAGCCAGCUGAGGUAUCUUAACCUUCCUAGCAACGGGAGUAUCAUAUCUAGAGGGUUCUGUGGUCUGACUAAUAUGAGGAUUCUAGGUGGGUUUCCAGCUCUAGUGGAUGGUGAUUGGUGCAGUUUGGAUGAGUUGGGGCCUCUUUCCCAUCUCAGAUUUCUAAGAUUAGAGCAAUUAGAGAAUGUAUCUACUGCAUCGUCUGCUGCUAAUGUUAGGCUUGGUGAGAAGAUCCGUCUUACUAAGCUAUUACUGGGGUGCACUAGCAAACUGGGAUAUGAUGGGUUGGUCAGAAGAGAAGAUGUCUCUGCCGAGGAGCAGCAACGAAUAGAGAUGGUGUUCAAUCAGCUCUGCCCUCCAUCCAGUGUAGAAUAUAUUAAUAUUUCUGGGUAUUUUGGCCAGCAACACCCGAGUUGGAUGAUGUCAAUGCCAACGGUGCCCCUCAAUAACUUGAAGUUCCUAUUGCUGUGUGAUGUAGCUUGUUGCAACCAACUUCCCAGUGGCUUGUGUCAGCUCCCCUGUCUACAGGAACUUCAAGUGCGGCGCGCUCCAUGCAUCAAGCGUGUUGGAACUGAAUUCUUGCAUUCCUCACAGCCGGUGGCAGCUGCAUUUCCGAGGUUAAACAAGAUGGUCUUAAAACGAAUGGUGGAGUGGGAGGAGUGGGAGUGGGAGGAGCAAGUGCAAGCCAUGCCCUGUUUGGAGGAGCUUUUGCUCAAAAGGUGCAAACUCAGGCUUGUUCCUCCUGGCCUUGCCUCCCAGGCAAGGGCUUUGAGAAAGUUAUCCAUAAAACAUGUCAAGCAGCUUACCUACCUUGAGAACUGUAUGUUUGUUGUGGAUCUUACAGUGGAUCGAUGCCCUGACCUGGAGAGGAUCACUGAUCUACCAAAACUGCAGAAGCUCACCAUCAUCGAUUGCCCAAAGCUGAAGGUACUGAAUGGUGUUCCUCAACUGGACAGGGUGGUCCUGGAGGAUUACACCAUGGAAGAACUCCCAGAAUACGUGCGAGAAAUAAAGCCAAGGCAUUUGCAGGUAUUCUGCAGGCUAUGGUUGCUUGCUUCUGUAGCCACAGGACAAUCCGGUAUUGAGUGGGACAAGUUCAGCCAUGUCGAGUAUGUAAAGUCAUAUGCGCGUGAUGGAGACAACCGAAGGAAAUGGUAUGUGUUGUACACAAGAGGUAACUGCAAGCUGGAGUCAAAUAUUAGCCGCUCUACUGUAUUUCAAGAAACAUUAUCGUCUUCUAUGAUCGAGACACAAAGAUUUGAGCAUCUCUACAAAAUGAAAAUAACUACCUUCGAUUAUGUCUGCAGCUUGGUUAGGGUACCAUUUUUGGAAGACAUGAUGGCAAGGGAUCACAGGUUUGCUGAUGGGAGAGUGCUAUGUUUACAAGACCGAGUAGCAGUUGCUCUGAGAAUGCUGAACUCUGGUGAGCCUCCGGAGACAGUAGGAUCCUCUCUUGGCAUGAACAAGUCAAUCGUCUUGCUGAUAACUAAGAGUUUUGUUGAUGCUAUGUGGGAGAAAGCAAUGCACCACUUGGACUGGCCAGGUUCCAACAGAAUAGAGAACAUCAAGUACAAGUUUGACAAGAUCCAUGGGCUGCCAAACUGCUGCGGUGUUGUGCAUACAGAUCACAUCACAUUUGAAUCACAGAACAGUGACCAUGAGGUGAAUGCUGGCAUGCUAAUGCAAGCUGUUGUUGAUACAGAUAUGAGGUUCACAAACAUUUGGUUGGGAUCAUCAAGUAACAUGAACCAGUCGAGCAUUUUGCAUGACUCUGUGCUCUUCAAGCACUGCGAGAAGGAUACUUGGCUGAAUGGUAGCAAGCUGAAUUUAUCAGACGGAAGGCAAGUUGGAGAAUACAUAAUUGGUGAUGCAGGAUUUCCUCUUCUUCCUUGGCUUCUCACAUCUUUCCAGGAGAAUGACCUCUCAGAUUAUCAAGUCGAGUUUAAUAGGAGACACUCUCAAGCCAUGACCAUCACACUGACCAAGGCACUAGCGAAGUUAAAAGAUACAUGGAAGUUCCUGCAUGGAGGGGUGUGGCGCCCAGAAAAUCAAUUUGAGCCGAUGUGGGUAAUCUAUGCAUGUUGCAUGCUGCAUAACAUAGUGAUAGACAAGGAGUGCGGCACAGGUAUGGGGAGCUAUCAAAAGGUGAACUACAGCCAGCAAGUGCACCAGUUAGUCGAUGAGGACCCAGUCAUGGUGAGAGAUGUGUUGUCGCAACACUUGACCAGCAAACCAUUGGAACCAGGAGGAACCCUAUCUAUUUUUGAGGAUGCACAAACACUCGAAUCUGUGUUAAAAAUGCCAAGAAGAACCUUCAACUAUGUCUGUGGCUUGCUGAAGGAAUCGUCUCUGGAAAUUAUGAACGACUACUUCUUUUUCGAUAUGAGGUUAUUUUCUUUAGAGGAGCGAGUAGCCAUCGCUCUGAUAAUGCUCAACUCUGGUGACCCUCCUGCAACUGUUGGAUCCUUUAUUGGAGUGAACGAGUCAACCGUGCCGCUGGUCACCAAGAGCUUUGUUGAUGCCAUGUUGGAGAGAGCACAGCACCAUUUGCGCUGGCCACAAUCUGAUGAAAUGGAGAAGAUGAAAUCCAUGUUUGAUGAGAUCCAUGGCUUGCCAAACUGCUGUGGUGUUUUGCAUACAACGCAUGUCACAUCUGCGUCAAGAAGCUGGGACCAUUUCGAUAAGGACAGCUUUGUACUGCAAGGUGUCAUUGCUCCAGAUAUGAGGUUCACAAGCAUUUGGGUGGCGCCACGGCCAGCUAACACGAGCCAGUCAAGCUUUUUGCACGACUCUAAUCUCUUCGAGUAUUGCGAGAAGGGUGCAUGGCUGAAUGGCAGCAAGCUCAAGGUAGCAUCAGAAGAAGUUGGUGAAUACGUAAUUGGUGAUGUAGGAUAUCCUCUUCUGCCCUGGCUGCUCACACCUUAUUACCAGCUACAGAAUGACCUCUCAGAUAUUCCUUAUCAAGUUGAGUUCAACAGCAGACACUCUGCAGUUAAAAACAUCGCGCUGAAGGUGCUGGCAAGGUUGGAAGGCACAUGGAAGUCCAUGCACGGUGAGUGGCGCCCAGACACUCCACGCGAGAUGUCCCGGGCAAUCCACGCAUGCUGCAUCUUACAUAACAUAGUGAUAGACAUAGAGGAAGAUGCUGGCAUGCCGAGCGAUCAGGAGGAAGAUGACAGCAAGCAAAAGCGCCAGUUAGAAGACGAAGAUGCUGUGAGAGCAAGGGAUGUACUGUCCGAGUACAUGACCAGCAGGUCAUCCGAAUCUAGAGUCGACGAGGUGGAUCAAGAGGUGCAACACAGAAAGCAGCUCCAUCCGGUUCAGGGUGAAAAAGGGAAGCAAGAAGCACAAAGAUGAACAGCAGAGGAAGAGAAACGAUGCUUAAUUUGGUACUCCAUGCCCCCUGCAUCCAGCUUGGUAGACAAAGUUGAUGCUGUCAUGUUUCUUUGGCAAGAAGAAUUGAGUUCAACGCUCUUCAUUUACACUGAGCCCAUAUUUCUUUGGCAACAGAAUAGUUCUUUAUUAUAUUUGUAUGUUGGAUUUAAUUAAGCUUUUACGCGUUGAGGAAAUUGAUAAUGUGGCUGCAUGUAUGUAGACUAUUCAUGAAGUAUUUCCAUCCUCGAGUUGAUGCAAGCUGAGUUUUGUAUGUUUAUGA
Molecule: messenger RNA, 5882 nt
Organism: Brachypodium distachyon (stiff brome)
Lineage: Eukaryota; Viridiplantae; Streptophyta; Magnoliopsida; Poales; Poaceae
Product: disease resistance protein RGA2
Exons: 6
Coding region: 287-5584 (1765 amino acids)
Molecular function (GO): ADP binding
Source: RefSeq, a predicted model, not a curated record